This is a messenger RNA of Pseudogymnoascus verrucosus, 2189 nucleotides long. It is a transcript of the gene MET3, whose product is annotated as Sulfate adenylyltransferase. Gene Ontology annotation, cellular component: cytoplasm. The record is from RefSeq and is a predicted model, not a curated record. NCBI's taxonomy places the organism in Eukaryota, Fungi, Ascomycota, Leotiomycetes, Thelebolales, Thelebolaceae. Gene Ontology annotation, biological process: sulfur amino acid metabolic process. The transcript is spliced from 5 exons. The coding region runs from base 370 to 2091 and encodes 573 amino acids. Gene Ontology annotation, molecular function: sulfate adenylyltransferase (ATP) activity; ATP binding; adenylylsulfate kinase activity.
CGCCAUACGAAUCAAGAAACCACUUUAGUAUUCACUUUAGUAUUCAAGGUACCACGGUUAUGUCUUGUUGCCUGUAUGGUACCUGAAGGAGCAAGUGGGAUACCUACAGGAGAUGCUGUAGGACCACUGUAGGACCAUACUCUCCUUAUUCAUAUGUAGCCACUUCUUGUAACAGAGUAGUACCGAAAGUAGGUACGAAGGGACUACCACUACUAACUACUCCCACACAUAUAAUAUCAUAUACUACUCUUCUCCUUCUUCCUUCUUCCCUUCCAGUCGAGAGUCUGAAACUUCCUCCUCUAUAUAAAUCCCUCUCUCUCACCCCAUCCUCACCUCAUCUACCACAUCCCCCUCACACACACAGUCAUCAUGGCCAACCCACCACACGGAGGUGAACUCAAGGACCUGCUCGCCCGCGAUGCCCCGAGGCACGCUGAGCUCUCCGCGGAGGCUGAGACCCUCCCCGCCCUCGUCCUGAGCGAGAGGCAGCUUUGCGAUUUGGAAUUGAUCCUCUCCGGUGGCUUCUCUCCUCUUGAAGGUUUCAUGAACGAGGCCGACUACAAUGGCGUCGUUGCAGAGAACCGUCUUGUCGAUGGCAACCUCUUCUCCAUGCCCAUCACUCUCGAUGCCUCCGAAAAGUUGAUUGCCGAUCUCGGCCUCAAGGCCGGCGGACGAGUGACCCUUCGCGAUUUCCGUGACGACCGCAACCUUGCCAUCCUCACCAUUGAUGACAUCUACCAGCCAGACAAGGCAAAGGAGGCCAAGGAGGUCUUCGGCGGCGACCCAGAGCACCCAGCUGUCAAAUACCUCUACGAGACCGCAAAGGAGUUCUACAUCGGUGGCAAGAUCGAUGCUAUCGACAGGCUCGAGCACUACGACUAUGUCGCCCUCAGAUACACCCCCGCCGAGCUCAGACUCCACUUCGACAAGCUAGGCUGGUCCCGCGUCGUCGCCUUCCAGACCCGUAACCCCAUGCACCGCGCCCAUCGCGAGCUGACCGUCCGCGCCGCGCGCUCCCGCCAAGCCAACGUCCUCAUCCACCCCGUCGUCGGCCUCACCAAGCCCGGAGACAUCGACCACUUCACGCGCGUGCGCGUGUACCAGGCCCUCCUCCCACGCUACCCCAACGGCAUGGCGGUCCUCGGCCUCCUCCCCCUCGCCAUGCGCAUGGGUGGUCCCCGCGAGGCCAUCUGGCACGCCAUCAUCCGCAAGAACCACGGUGCUACCCACUUCAUCGUCGGUCGUGACCACGCCGGCCCCGGCAAGAACAGCGCGGGCGUUGAGUUCUACGGCCCGUACGACGCACAGCACGCCGUGGAGAAGUACCGCGAGGAGCUCGGCAUCGAGGUCGUUCCCUUCCAGAUGAUGACCUACCUCCCCGAUUCCGACGAGUACAAGCCCGUUGACGAGGUGGCCAAGGGCAUCCGCACGCUCGACAUCUCCGGCACCGAGCUGCGCUCGCGUCUUCGCUCCGGCCGCGAGAUCCCAGAGUGGUUCUCGUACCCCGAAGUCGUCAAGGUUCUCCGCGACACCCACAAGCCCCGCUCCGCGCAGGGCUUCACCGUCUUCCUCACCGGGUACCAGAACUCGGGCAAGGACGCCAUCGCGCGCGCCCUGCAGGUCACCCUGAACCAGCAGGGCGGCCGCUCCGUCUCCCUCCUCCUCGGCGAGACUGUGCGCGCUGAGCUCUCCUCCGAGCUCGGCUUCAGCCGCGCUGAUCGCACGCGCAACAUCGGGCGUAUUGGCUUUGUGGCUGCUGAGUUGACCAAGGCCGGUGCUGCUGUCAUCGCUGCCCCCAUUGCACCAUACGAGGAUGCGCGCCAGCAUGCGCGUGAGCUUGUCGGGAAGUACGGUGAUUUCUACCUUAUUCACGUUGCUACCAGCCUUGAGUACGCCGAGAAGACGGACCGUAGGGGCGUGUAUGCGCGUGCGCGCUCUGGGGAGAUCAAGGGCUUCACCGGUGUGGAUGAUCCGUAUGAGGCGCCUACGGCGGCGGAUCUGGUGGUGGAUGCCGAGAAGACGAAUGUGCGUAGUAUUGUGCACCAGAUUGUGUUGUUGUUGGAGAGCAGGGGGCUUUUGGAUAGGAUCUAAAGAUCUAAAGUACUCUAGAGGAGAGAGAGUGGACUUGUUGGCGUUUUUGGGAGGGGGGGAUGAAUGCAUGCAUGUAGAUGAUGAUGUGAACACGGGGG